AGGAACUAGUCCUCUUCUAGAUUCCUUUUAAUUCGGAUCUUUUCUUCCAUAACUUAUUUCAGGAAAAUGGCAUCUCACAUCGUUGGUUAUCCCCGUAUGGGUCCAAAAAGGGAGCUGAAAUUUGCUCUUGAAUCUUUUUGGGAUGGUAAAAGUAGUGCAGAUGAAUUGCUAAAAGUGGCUUCAGAUGUUAGAUCAAACAUCUGGAAACAGAUGGCUAAUGCUGGCAUCAAAUACAUCCCUUCGAACACUUUCUCUUACUAUGAUCAAGUGCUUGACACCACCGCCAUGCUCGGUGCUGUCCCCUCAAGAUACAACUGGAAGAGCGGUGAGAUUGGUUUCGACACUUAUUUCUCGAUGGCCAGAGGAAAUGAAUCUGUCCCUGCUAUGGAAAUGACCAAAUGGUUCGACACCAACUACCAUUACAUUGUCCCGGAGCUGGGCCCUGAUGUAGCAUUCUCUUAUGCUUCUCACAAGGCUGUAUCUGAAUUUAAAGAGGCCAAGGCUCUUGGAGUAGAUACUGUCCCUGUCUUGGUUGGCCCUGUCAGCUACUUAUUGCUAUCUAAACCUGCAAAAGGUGUUGAGAAGACCUUUAAUCUGUUAUCCCUUCUAGACAAAAUCCUCCCAGUCUACAAGCAAGUCGUAACUGAGUUAAAGGAAGCCGGUGCUUCAUGGAUCCAGUUUGACGAGGCUACCCUUGUUAAGGAUCUUGAACCCCACCAAUUGGAAGCUUUCACCAAGGCUUACUCUGAACUAAACUCAGCAUGCUCGGGUCUUAACGUUCUUGUUGCAACCUACUUUGCCGAUAUUACUUCUGAUGCAUUCAAAACCCUCACAUCGUUGCCAGCAGUGACGGGUUACACUUUUGAUUUGGUCCGUGGUAAAAAGACUCUUGAUUUGAUCAAGAGCAGCUUCCCAUCGGGCAAAUACCUCUUUGCUGGAGUUGUUGACGGAAGGAACAUCUGGGCUAAUGAUCUUGCUGAAUCUCUAAGUAUUCUCGAUUCUCUUCAGGGUCUUGUGGGCAAAGACAAGCUUGUCGUGUCAACCUCCUGCUCACUCCUCCACACUGCUGUUGAUCUUGUAAAUGAGACGAAGCUGGAUGAUGAAAUCAAAUCUUGGCUAGCAUUUGCUGCUCAAAAGAUUGUUGAAGUCAAUGCUUUGGCUAAGGCCUUGGCCGGUAAAAAAGACGAGGCAUACUUCUCGGCUAAUGCGGCUGCUCAUGCUUCAAAAAAGUCCUCUCCAAGAGUCACGAAUGAAGCCGUCCAAAAAGCUGCUGAUGGUUUGAAGGAUUCUGCUCAUCGACGUGCCACCAAUGUUAGUGCUCGAUUGGAUGCCCAACAGAAGAAACUCAACCUUCCGCUACUUCCCACCACCACCAUCGGUUCUUUCCCUCAAACCAACGAUAUCAGGAGAGUUCGUCGCGAGUACAAGGCUAAGAAGAUCACAGAGGAGGAUUACAUUAAAGCCAUGAAGGAGGAAAUCAGUGAAGUGGUGAAGCUACAAGAAGAACUUGAUAUUGAUGUGCUAGUCCAUGGAGAACCAGAGAGGAACGACAUGGUUGAGUACUUCGGUGAGCAGUUGUCGGGUUUUGCCUUCACCGCUAAUGGAUGGGUGCAGUCUUACGGGUCUCGUUGUGUGAAACCACCAAUCAUCUACGGUGAUGUUAGCCGUCCCAAGGCCAUGACCGUCUUCUGGUCCUCCACGGCUCAAAAAAUGACCAAGCGCCCAAUGAAGGGUAUGCUCACCGGGCCUGUCACCAUCCUCAACUGGUCAUUUGUUCGUAACGACCAGCCCAGAUUUAAAACUUGCUACCAGAUUGCUUUGGCCAUCAAAGAUGAAGUGGAGGAUCUUGAGAAGGCUGGAAUUAAGGUCAUCCAAAUCGACGAGGCUGCUUUGCGAGAAGGUUUGCCGCUCAGGAAAGCCGAGCAUGCUUUCUACUUGGACUGGGCUGUCCGUGCUUUCAGAAUCACCAACGUCGGCGUCCAGGACUCUACCCAGAUCCACACCCACAUGUGCUACUCAAACUUCAAUGACAUCAUCCACUCCAUCAUCGACAUGGAUGCUGACGUGAUCACCAUCGAGAACUCGCGAUCCGACGAGAAGCUGUUGUCGGUGUUCCGUGAGGGAAUCAAGUACAGUGCCGGAAUUGGUCCUGGUGUAUACGACAUCCACUCGCCAAGAAUACCAUCCAUGGAGGAAAUUGCGGAGAGAAUCAACAAAACGCUCGCGGUUUUGAAUAGGAACGUUUUGUGGGUGAACCCUGAUUGCGGACUUAAGACCCGUAAGUACGCUGAGGUAAAGCCUGCACUUUCGCACAUGGUUUCGGCCGCCAAGAAGAUCCGCACCGAUCUCAAGUGACCGCAGGCUGGUUCGACGGGUUAGAAUGGCAAUUAGGCUUCUUUUGCUUUGGUUCUUAUGUUUCAAUAUAUCUAUUGUUUUGUAGUGCAGAGGGUUUUUAUUAAUGGA
This is a messenger RNA of Cynara cardunculus var. scolymus (artichoke), 2463 nucleotides long. RefSeq names its product 5-methyltetrahydropteroyltriglutamate--homocysteine methyltransferase-like. Gene Ontology annotation, molecular function: 5-methyltetrahydropteroyltriglutamate-homocysteine S-methyltransferase activity; zinc ion binding. The transcript has 12 exons. NCBI's taxonomy places the organism in Eukaryota, Viridiplantae, Streptophyta, Magnoliopsida, Asterales, Asteraceae. The record is from RefSeq and is a predicted model, not a curated record. Bases 67 to 2355 code for a protein of 762 amino acids.